This is a messenger RNA of Psammomys obesus (fat sand rat), 1438 nucleotides long. RefSeq lists its product as uncharacterized. Gene Ontology annotation, biological process: regulation of signal transduction. NCBI's taxonomy places the organism in Eukaryota, Metazoa, Chordata, Mammalia, Rodentia, Muridae. The record is from RefSeq and is a predicted model, not a curated record. Gene Ontology annotation, molecular function: protein phosphatase inhibitor activity.
AGUGGAGCCAUGGAGAAGCCGGAGUCUCUCGCGUCUGUUAGUGGCCUCAGUGCGGAAUCGCCUGGGGGCGUUUCUAAGGCAGUACCUGGAGGUGUCAAAGGUACACAGACAGACUCCGGGCCACCCUCCGGAGUAGCCUUGUUUUGCGGUGCUGGCCCCCUCUUGCAUACCGGAGCAGGCACUGUACCUCGCCGUCCUGGUCCAAUCCAGCCCUCUGAAUGGGCAAUGACCCUCAGUUCCGGACCCAGUGCGCACCUCCGGGGUCCUGGCACUGGAACUGGGGCAAACAGGGCGUCCAUCCCAGGUCCGGGGGAGCCUAAAGUGCACAGCUCGGAGAGCAGUCCGCAGUCCGGGUCAACUUUCUUGCACUCUCAAAACUCUGAGGAACGGCCGCGGAGCAUCCUAAAGAACAGCAGCUCCAUCUUGAUGAAGAAAACCUCCAGUGGGGAGAAGAAGUCUCAGCGUUGGGAUGAGAUGAAUAUCUUGGCUACCUACCACCCUGCUGACAAAGACUAUGGCUUUAUGAAGGCGGAUGAGCCCAGCACCCCCUUCCACAGGCUGCAGGAUGAUGAGGACCCAUCUGCUGGGUCUUCUCUCAAGGUGACUCCUGCCUCAUUGGCAGAGAGGUUUGCCACAAUGGACAAUUUCCUCCCCAAGGUCCUCCAGUAUGGAGACAACAAAAACUCAAAGACUGCAGACAGCUUUGCCAAGACAUACUCCAGUGAUUUUGACAAGCACCGAAAGAUACACUACAGUGAGGGGAGGCUCCUGAAGAGAAACCUGCCCUCGGCUGAGGAGGAGGGCAACAGCGCAGCCGGCGCCAGCGUCAGCAGCAGUAGUCAACGUUUGACAAUGGACCAGAAGCCCAGGCCUGUGGAGAAAGGCUGGGCAGGGAUCAAGAAUGGCAGUGUCCUGGUGACCAGCGAUACUGCUGCCUACAGAAACCCCUCGGCGUCAGAGUCCACCAUCAGGGAGACUGUGCCGCUGGCCCAUCUACAGCGCAAGGAGUAUUACAGCAAAGGGAGAUACCUGAGAUCCUGUUCCCACCCAGAGCUCAGAGACGACCUGGAAGAUGAAGAACAGGACAGUGAAACCUUGCGGCUCCAGUGGACUCAGGAAAAAGAAACUAGAUCAUGGAAAAUGUAGCCAGCUGGGGGUGAGGUGAGGGCAGCCUUCCCCAGCCCUUACCACUCUCAUGGUGGACAAUAAAGAGAACAGCAGGAAUCUGAUGCUGGGAGUUGGCUGUCCAGACUAGGAGUGUGAGGGGGUCCGUACACAGUGGACAGGAAGGCAGAGCCGAGAGAAGGAAGCGGAGAGCAACCAAGGGACGGGGCUCCUAAGCACGUAGGGGCUAAGGCAGCAAAGGCACAAAUCUGAAGACAGUUUGUUCUAGUACUGAGACCCUGUUUCAAACAUUAAACCUAGGGUUCUAAAAGUC